AGCUUCUAGUUGAGGAGCUAGCAAACCGGAAGUGGGGUUGUUUACACCCCCCCCCCCCUUAUCCGAGGUCGGGUCGCGGGGGCAGCAGCCUAAGUAAGGAAGCCCAGACUUUCCUCUUCCCAGCCUCUUCGUCCAGCUCCUCCCGGGGGAUCUCGAGGUGUUCCCAGGCCAGCCGGGAGACAUAGUCUUCCCAACGUGUCCUGGGUCUUCCCCGUGGCCUCCUACCGGUCGGACUUGCCCUCUGCAGACAUGAACGCAUCAACAACACCCAUCCCCGCCAUCUCUGACAGCACGCCGACAGCGUCUCCGCCCACAGUAGACACCACAGUUAUUGCAGUUGUGGUGACGCUCAUCCUGCUGACGGUGGUGAUGCUGGGCUUCCUGCUGUAUCGCUACAUGUGCCACAACAAGGGCGACUACAGGACCACGGGGGAGCCGGCCCCCGGCGAGGACCUGGACGAGGACCACAGACCCCAAGAGGCCGCCAGCGAAAAGAAGGAGUACUUUAUUUGAUUGUGUUGUGGUGACGGAUGAUAGGCGUGGGGGGGGUUCUUUUUAAACAUACCUGAAGUGUGAGAUGAAGUGUUGUGGUUGCACGGUAGCGCCCCCUUGUGGUCGCAUCCUCUUCUAGCUGUUACAUUUUUUUAGGUCUCUUUUUUUUUUUUAUGUGUACUUCCUGACAUGUUUGACAGGAAAUAUGGAAGGCAAUAAAAACAUGUACUGCUCA
Molecule: messenger RNA, 727 nt
Organism: Nerophis lumbriciformis (worm pipefish)
Lineage: Eukaryota; Metazoa; Chordata; Actinopteri; Syngnathiformes; Syngnathidae
Source: RefSeq, a predicted model, not a curated record